AUGAGUGAAGAGUUUUUAAGAUCCCAAGUUGCUAGCCACAAUAACAGCAAGUCGUGCUGGAUCAUCGUUGGAAACAAAGUCUACGAUGUUACCAAGUUUUUGGAUGAACAUCCAGGAGGAUGCGAAGUGCUUCUGGAACUUGCUGGACAGGAUGCCACGGAAGCUUUCGAAGAUAUUGGACAUUCUUCGGAUGCUAGAGCGAUGAAAGAAGAAUAUUUGGUUGGAUCUCUCGAAAAAGCUGAUCACCAAUUAUACAGUUAUGACAAGAGAAGCCGAGGAAGAUCUGAUGGGAAUGAUCAAAAGAGAGCCGCAAGUCCAUUGGAAGGUAUGGUAAUGCCUGUCCUUGUUGCUGUUAUAGUUGGAUUAUUCUAUUAUCUGCUUGUUUGA
Auanema sp. JU1783 is the source of this 387-nucleotide messenger RNA. The record is from the annotation of a GenBank genome assembly. Lineage: Eukaryota; Metazoa; Nematoda; Chromadorea; Rhabditida; Rhabditidae.